AUGAAGGCCUGGACAUUGACCUCUCUUGCUUUCGCUGUGCCAGCGUUGGCUGGUGUUUGCCACUUGGCUCGCGAUGUGAACUGCCACUGCCUGCCUACCGACAGCUGCUGGCCUGCCCCUUCGGCUUGGGCUUCGCUGAACAACACUGUUGGCGGUCGCUUGAUUGCGACCGUCCCCAUUGGCAGUCCUUGCCACGCUCCUAACUAUGAUGCCGCUGCCUGUGCGACCAUCCAGGCAGAGUGGUACGAGCCGCAGCCUCACCUGAAUUCGUCUUCGUCGAUCAUGCAGACGUACUUUGCCAACCAAACUUGCGAUCCUUUCUCUGCCAAGUCGAAGCCCUGCACUCUGGGCAACUUUGCCACUUACUCGGUGAAUGUCUCAUCCAGCGACGAGGUUAUUGCUGCUGUCAACUUUGCCCGCGAGAACAACAUCCGCUUUGUGAUCAAAAACACCGGCCAUGAUUAUCUCGGUCGCUCCACCGGUGCUGGUGCCUUGUCUGUCUGGACCCAUAACCUGAACGACAUUGAAUAUCAGGACUGGUCAGACUCGAACUACCAAGGGCCCGCAUUCAAGGUCGGUGCCGGAGUCGUCGGCUACCAGAUUCUCGAAGCCGCCCACUCCAAGGGUCUUGUCGUUGUUACCGGCGAGUGCCCUACGGUCGGUCUCGCCGGAGGCUACACCCAGGGUGGUGGUCACUCUGCUCUCAGCACCCAAUUUGGCCUCGGCGCUGAUAACACCCUCGAGUAUGAGGUUGUUACCGCCAACGGAACUCUCGUCAAGGCUUCCCGUUCCGAGAACUUCGACCUUUUCUGGGCCAUCAGUGGUGGAGGUGCUGGCAACUACGGUGUUGUCAUGUCUAUGGUUGUCAAGGCUUAUCCCGAUGCCAUCAUCUCCGGUGCUGAGGUUGCGUUUGCCUCGGCCAACAUCUCGACUGAUGUCUUCUACGAGGCUAUCUCCCAAUUCCACGCUCUCCUGCCGGCCAUGGUUGACCAGGGUGUCACCGUGAUCUACCAAAUGGCUGCUAGCUUCUUCAAGAUUGCCCCCGUCACUGCCUACAACCAGACUUCUGAUGAUGUCAAGGCUAUCCUGAAGCCUUUCCUUUCGGCCCUCACCGCGUUGGACAUCCAGUACGCCGCCACCUACACUCAGUUCGAUUCCUACCAUGACCAUUACAACACAUACAUGGGUCCCCUCCCCUGGGGCAACCUCGCCGUCGCCACCUACCAAUACGGCGGCCGUCUGAUUCCCCGCAAGACUCUGGAGGAGAACUCCAAAGGAAUGGGUGCUGCCCUCCGCAACAUCACUCAGAGCGGUGUCAUCGCCGUCGGUGUUGGCAUGAACGUUACCGUUUCCACCGGCAACGUCAACAACGCCGUCGCACCCGCUCUCCGCAACGCCGCUGUCACCAUGCAGAUCGGCACUGGCUGGAACGAGACCGCUCCUUGGUCCGAGAUGGUCGCCGAUCAGUACAAGAUCACCAAUGAGUAUGUUCCUCAGCUUGAGGCUGUCUCUCCCAACAGCGGCUGCUACCAAAACGAGGGCAACUUCCGCCAGUUGAACUGGAAGGAGACCUUCUUCGGUAGCACCUACUCGCCUCUGCUUUCGAUCAAGCGCAAGUGGGACCCUACUUCAUUCUUCUACGCCCUGAAGGCUGUUGGCAGUGAUGCCUGGAAUGUUGCCGAGUCUGGUCGUAUGUGUCGCGCUUAA
Penicillium nucicola is the source of this 1707-nucleotide messenger RNA. Its product is annotated as putative isoamyl alcohol oxidase. Bases 1 to 1707 code for a protein of 568 amino acids. The transcript is spliced from 3 exons. Gene Ontology annotation, molecular function: FAD binding; oxidoreductase activity. The record is from RefSeq and is a predicted model, not a curated record. NCBI's taxonomy places the organism in Eukaryota, Fungi, Ascomycota, Eurotiomycetes, Eurotiales, Aspergillaceae.